UUGUUCUAUUACACACCUACCACCCUAAAUUCCUGAGAUUCACACCCAUGCCACCCUCCAUCACUCCAUCAGUAGUAGUAGUAGACCAGUAGGGCACAAAAAGCUUGGAUCUUUGUGUUCAUUACAGCUUCGAUUUGCCAAAAAUUAAAGAAUCAUCGAAGCCCCCACUGUCUUUUCGAUCCACCUUUUCAACUUCUCGGAGUGAUCACUGGCCAAUAAAGCCCAAGAACUAAUCUUCAAACAACAUUUGACUUUGUCCCAUAAUCAUUAUUUCUUUUCUCGUCACUUUGGGUUCAAAAGCCAUCUGGGUCUGGAAUCUCUUUGCCCAAAUUAUCAUAAACCAUACCAGCUUUGUUAAUUUUUUUUAAAAAUAUUUUGGGUUUUUCUAUUGUCUUUUCUUUGAGAUCAAUUUACAAUGGAUGCCCUGUGUGCUUCUACGAUUAAAGCUAAUGUACACCAAGUGCCUAAUUCAAGGAAGUUUGGCUAUGGGGAUAGUGGAUUAUGGGGUGAGAAGAUCAGGGGAAGCUUUAAACAUAGAGGCAUUAGUGUUAAUAAAUCCGAGAUCCAUGAGAGAAGCUCUAAGAAAGUUAAGCCUGGAGUUACCUACUCUGUGCUGACUCAUGACAUUAACAAACAACUCCUGUCAUUUGAGACACAGAAUUUUGAAGAUCAGCCAGAGGCUGACCCAAGAAAUGUAGCCUCCAUCAUCCUGGGCGGUGGUGCUGGGACCCGUCUUUUUCCUCUUACAAGAAACCGCGCUAAACCAGCUGUUCCUAUGGGUGGUUGCUACAGGCUUAUUGAUGUACCAAUGAGCAACUGCAUCAAUAGUGGGAUCCGGAAAAUCUUCAUCCUUACCCAAUUUAAUUCCUUCUCCCUUAAUCGUCAUAUUGCCAGAACAUACAGCAUUGGAAAUGGAGUCAAUUUCGGCGAUGGAUUUGUGGAGGUUCUAGCUGCCACACAAACGCCAGGAGAAGCAGGGAAAAGGUGGUUUCAAGGCACUGCUGAUGCAGUAAGGCAAAAUAUAUGGGUGCUUGAGGAUUCUAGGAACAAGAACGUGGAGCAUAUAUUAAUUUUGUCCGGUGACCAUCUUUACCGGAUGGACUAUAUGGACUUUGUUCGGAAACAUGUUGAAACUGGUGCUGAUAUCACGGUUUCUUGUGUGCCCAUGGAUGACAGCCGUGCUUCAGAUUAUGGGUUGAUGAAGAUUGAUGCAAACGGGCGUAUUGUACAAUUCGCCGAGAAACUUAAAGGGCCUGCUGUCAAAACAAUGAGAAUUGACACAUCUAUCCUAGGGCUUUCUGAUCAGGAGGCUAAGAAAUACCCUUAUAUUGCGUCCAUGGGUGUAUAUGUUUUUAGAACCCAGGUUCUAUUAGAUCUUCUAACGUCACAACACCCUUCGUGCAAUGAUUUUGGCUCAGAAAUCAUCCCUGCUGCAGUCAAGGACCGUAAUGUCCAAGCAUAUUUGUUUAGUGAUUACUGGGAGGACAUUGGGACAGUAAAGUCUUUCUUUGAUGCGAACUUAGCCCUUACCGAGCAGUCUCCUGUGUUUGACUUCAAUGACCCAAAGUCUCCUUUCUACACCUCACCAAGAUUCUUACCUCCUACUAAGGCUGACAAGUGCAAGAUGGUGGAUGCUAUAAUCUCACAUGGUUGCUUCUUGGGGGAGUGUACUCUUAAACACUCCAUAGUCGGUGUACGGUCACGAUUAGAUAAUGGCGUGGAGCUUGAGGAUACAAUGAUGAUGGGCGCAGACUACUAUCAGACAGAAGCAGAGAUUGCUUCUCUAUUAGCUGAUGGGAAGGUUCCUGUUGGGAUUGGCGCAAACACCAAAAUCAGAAAUUGCAUCAUCGACAAGAAUGCCAAAAUAGGAAAAGACGUGGUUAUUGCAAACAAGGAUGGAGUUGAUGAAGCAGACAGGGCAGAUGAAGGUUUUUACAUUAGGUCUGGGAUCACGAUCAUUCUGAAGAACGCAACUAUCAAGGACGGGACCAUCAUUUAAGAAAGCUUCACCUAAAAAGUUCAUUUUUCCUUCUCAAACUAUUCUCAGACGAUGUGUCGUUAGGACUUUGGAGUUAGGGGAUGAUAAUAUAAAUAAAUAGAUGUGUAGUCCAACUAUCAAUAUAAGUUAAUCUUUUAGUUGAGACAGAACACAUCCUUCAGUUCAGUUAAAUACUCAAAUCAUAGACAUGUUUGGUGUAUAUAUUUCAUAAACAAAGCGAUAGACCGCAAUUAUUUGUUUAUUAAUUUGUGUAUGAAUUUAUUGUGUUAGGUUCUUUUUCAUCUUCUUCCAUGGCUAACAGGUUUGCCACUGUCAUGGUUUUCUCUUGCAAGCCCACUCAUAUUUUCCUUCUUCCACUCCAUGUUUUUAAGCCUGGCGGGCAUCGUAUGCAGUUUGCUCAGCUUGGACGACUGAUGACUGAUGAUGUCAGCUGUUGUGGGACUCUCGCUGAAGACGAUUGCAUAACCAUCCUGGUAUCUUUCCAUGCCUUCUGGAAACAGCUGCCAGAACAAGCUGCCAGCCGCUGCACCCCCGCCCUUAGCAGAAGAGUAAAUGUCUGAGUAAACAGUGUUCAUCAGCUUGUCCCUCUUUGCAACAGUGAACCCGGGAUCUGUCUUGCUCUUCCCAAACUCUGAUAAGAUCAUAGGCUUCUUAAGAAUGUUUUGCGCGUCCUCAAUGUGGACGUCAAUCCACUUUCUCAGAAACGAGAGUUGAUCUUCAUCACUCGUUCCAUUCAACCUCCAUAGACCAAGUUUCUUAUUACAUUUAAGUCGAAUGUCAGCCUGAAACUGGGCAAUCCCGAUUUGGAAUCGGAUUGGAAUGUGCUCGGGUCUGAACCAGAGAUCUUUAUACUAAAAAUAUGUGAAAGUGAACUUACAUACCAGACAUCGGCAUAAGCGUGAGCAGUGGUGAAAUCGAUCUCAGGAAUUUGAUUAUUGGCAAUGAAAUCAGUCCCAAAUUGAGAGCCGCUAGUCACUCCCUGAUUUUUUUCAGCAUUUGAUGGCCCAUAAAAGCCUUCCAGUCCAACUUGUAGCAGAUGCUUAUUGUCGAUGGAUUUCACGUAGGCAGCCAUUUCUUUGAUCCAAUUCUGGAAAAACAAACAUAAGAAGUUCAUGCAUUGGGUCUUUUUGUGGGAAAAGUUCUUUUUUUAUGCUAAUCAAUUCUAAAUUAUAUAGUUUUUGAAGAGCUAAUUUGAUUCUAAAGUGCAAUGUUAC
This is a messenger RNA of Cuscuta europaea, 3213 nucleotides long. The record is from the annotation of a GenBank genome assembly. NCBI's taxonomy places the organism in Eukaryota, Viridiplantae, Streptophyta, Magnoliopsida, Solanales, Convolvulaceae.